AAGUGAAACAAAAUCGUAAAUAAAACAAAAUUUGUGCAAAUUGGGGGCCACAAGAAAGUCUUGAAUCGCGACGCACACGAAACCCGAUACGCAUUUAACCCACCACAGCAUCGGGACUCGCAUGCAGCAGGCUGAAUAACAACAGAUCGGACAACAAUUGAAGUUCUCCAGGCAGAAAAAUCAUCAGACUCUUCAGCCACAGUUCGAGUUGCCAUGUCAGCUCCACUCGCCAGAAACUGGCCCUAUAUAUGGCAACAGCUGAACGCCCUGCUUCAUAACACCUCGCCGGUGAUAACGCUCAUCUGUGUGGUGACGACGUUCGGCUACCUGCUCUCCUUCUCGGACCAGGCAAUCCUUCUCUUGAGCGUCACACCGGGAUAUAUAUUACCCAAUGGAAAGUUCUGGAUAUGGACUGCAUUCACUUUCUGCUUCAUCGAGCUGCACUGGUGGGAGGUGGCCGUCGAUGUCGUCACUGUCGGGCUGUGUGGCAAGAUGCUUGAGCCGCUUUGGGGCCAACUAGAGAUGUUCAAGUUCUUCGCCUUGAGCAAUUUCGGCGUCUCGCUGCUGACCACUAUCUACUAUUUAUUCUACUAUAUGGUGACCAAGAAUCCAACCAUUCUAUUCGAUGUGCAUAUACAUGGCCUGGCCGGGUAUGUGGCUGGAAUUUGUGUGGCCGUGAGGCAAAUAAUGCCCGAUCAUUUGAUCUUCAAGACCCGCUAUGGACGUCUGACCAAUAGGAACGUUCCUCUUACCGUGCUCAUAAUGGCAAUUAUUUCAUGGGCUAUCGGUCUACUGGAUGGCACAUAUCCGGCCAUGUUUGCCUCGGGCUCUCUGGUCUCCUGGAUCUACUUGCGUUUUUAUCAGCAUCAUCCGAAUGGGCGUGGCGACAGCUCUGAAAGCUUCACAUUUGUUAGCUUCUUUCCGAACGUUUCGCAGCCGUUUAUCAGCGUUUUGGUUAAUCCCAUUUACAACUGCUGUUUGCGGGCAGGCGUGGUCAAAACGCCCACGCCAUUGCGCACGAUAUCAACGGCCAGUCUGACGUCGAUCUCAGUGCAAAUGCCCGGUGCGGAUCCGCAUGAUAUUGAGCGCAGGCGACAAAUUGCUUUGAAGGCUUUGAGUGAACGCUUGAAGGCCACCGAUUCCACGCGGCAUUCCCAGUUGCCCAAGUCCUAUCCCCAGCAGCCGCAGCUGCAGCAUCACCAACACCAACAGCAUCAGCAUCACCAGCAGCAGAAGCAUCACAGCCACGGAGCUGGACACAGUCACAGCCAUGGGGCUGGACACAGUCAUAGUCAUAGUGGUGGUGGUCAUAGUCAUGGCCCUGGGCCGGCUCAGACACCGCAGCCCGACUUCCUCAAGCCCGCCAGCAAUUCCGCGCAGAUGCCCAUCACAACGUCGCGGGCCGAGCCGCGUAUGAUAAGUACCAUGAGUACCAUUGCAAUACCAAUGCCGGCUCCGCCACUGAAAGAUGGCACCGGUGCGGCGGCUGAAACGGAUCCUCAAGAUGGUGGAGCCACGCUAAUUAACUUGGACGACGUUCCGACGACGUCAUCAUCGGCUUAGACAGUGUUUCGUUUUGAACAUAAAUGAAUUUUUUUGAUAUUUAAAAGAAUGAUCUAAUUAAUGAUUUA
Messenger RNA from Drosophila persimilis, 1631 nucleotides. Its product is annotated as transmembrane protein 115. Bases 214 to 1563 code for a protein of 449 amino acids. Gene Ontology annotation, cellular component: membrane; Golgi apparatus. The transcript has 3 exons. The record is from RefSeq and is a predicted model, not a curated record. NCBI's taxonomy places the organism in Eukaryota, Metazoa, Arthropoda, Insecta, Diptera, Drosophilidae. Gene Ontology annotation, biological process: retrograde vesicle-mediated transport, Golgi to endoplasmic reticulum.